This is a messenger RNA of Marchantia polymorpha subsp. ruderalis, 3831 nucleotides long. Lineage: Eukaryota; Viridiplantae; Streptophyta; Marchantiopsida; Marchantiales; Marchantiaceae. The record is from the annotation of a GenBank genome assembly.
CUGGCGUGAUCAAAUCUCUCUAAUUUUCAUCAGCCAACAGAGAAUCAGACUUUGUUUGACCUUGACCGGAAGUCAACUUGUACGUGUUUGGCUCAGCCCUUGGGACUGUUCAUUGCUCUUGAAUACCACCUACUUCCACAUCUGGCAAGGCCGACCUCCGUUGUCUAGUGGUUCAGCGGAAGAAAGUCGUGCCUUUGACCUGGUGAGGGCAGGGAUCGAGAUCGCUGUUCCACACCAGGUAGACGGGGCCAAAUCCGUUAUUUUUUGUCCCAAUGUCUCUACUGCUCUGUCGAUUGCGGAAAGAGUCAGUGUCAGUUCUAAGCUCUCCAGAGUAUCGAAAUCUGUUCUGAGGUGACGACGCCACAAGCGUUGCCAAGGCUCUCUCAAUAAUCGGUCCACGGCUGAUUUACUAGACAAAGUAAAUUCUGUAUCUGUUUGAGCAAUUCAAUAAACAACGAUCGCGCAUGCCGAGAUGCAGAGCGAAUAUACACAACAUAAUGUUUCGAGAUUGGCUUUAACGAAGAUCAGACACCGUGUCGCUAAUCACCGUUUGCAGUAGACGCCAUGUCCUUUGCGGAAGCUGGUCGAGUUCCCAACAACUCAAAACUUUCCGCUUCCGGGUGGUAGCAGACAUCCCGUCGCAAUUACCGCGGAUUUACACAUUCAUGACGUCCGUGGAGCCGCAUCGCAUCAAGUGAGCAAUGUAUGGCGACCGAGAGCUUGCUUGAUACAUCGACGUCGAAAGCUCUACUUGUUAAGAAAGCACAUGACAUGAAUUCGGGUUUGCUUCUUCUGGUGGUGUCGACCCUUCUGCUCUGCUCUGCGGCGCGGAUGCAGGCUGCGCUAGUUCCUGAGGAGGAAUCUGCUCUGGAAAGCAUACGAACGAGUUUCAAUCAGCCCAAGUGGACGGGCGAUCCGUGCUCAAACGCUCAGUGGAUCACAUGUUCCGGUCUAUCCCAGCCUGAUAAUGUGUGGAAACUGAAUUUGGAAAAGCAAAACCUGACGGGAACUAUACCGGCUGACAUAACUAAAUUUCGCCAAGUUCGAGAGCUAAUUCUCGCCGGGAACAGGCUUGAUGGUCAGAUACCAGAUUUCAGCAAUAUGACAAGUCUCCAAAACUUAGAUCUAAGUGACAACAACUUAUCCGGAAGAAUACCAGAUACAAGUGUCUUGACGAAUCUUACUAGAAUAGCACUGAAUAGAAACCAACUGAGUGGAGGCAUCCCGGCAUCUAUUUUCAACCACACAAAACUCGAAAUAUUAUUACUACAGGACAAUCCUUUGGGAGGACCUAUUCCAGAACUAGAUAACCUGAAUAGUCUACAGAUUCUAGAUUUGACCAACAUUCAGGCGAAUGGGACUGUCCCUUUAUCGAUUGAGAAAAUUGAGAAAGCGACAGAGAUAUACCUGGGACAUAAUCCCCAAUUGAGUGGAACUCUUCCAGCCAUGAGCAACUUGAUCCACCUAAAAUUUUUUAAUGCAGGAUUCUGUGCCUUGAGUGGAAACAUUCCGGACCUGAAGAACACGGGUGGUCUAGAGACGCUAGAUCUGCAGAUGAACGACUUCAGUGGAGAUUUCCCAACUGCUUUGUUACGCCAUGAGUCUCUUCGUCUAUUGUAUUUGAACAACAAUCCCAGACUCUCUGGGUCCAUUCCAGAUACCAGUAUGCUGAAGUCCCUUCAAGAAAUGUACACAAACGAUUGUAAUUUAACUGGAGAGCUGAAUUCGCCUGCUUUGAGAAAAAGUAUAAUUCUCCAAAAAGUAGGAUUGUGGAACAAUCGAUUGGAAACAUUUCCUCUUGACUUGGUGAAUUUGACGCAACUGGUGCAGAUUGAUGUUCACAACAAUACAAUGACUGGGAAUUUACCAGAUCUACCCGCAGGUGUCGACCAAAUCACCAACGGUGUUUAUCUCAAGUCGCUAAACUUUAGCAAUAAUCAUUUCUCAGGAGGACUUCCAAGUUCGUGGUAUCAACUUUCUUAUCUUGAAGAGAUGGUUCUUGAUUCAAACAACCUGAGUGGAGUUAUAGACCCAGCGAUCGGUACUCUAACGAGUUUGAAAGAAUUGAGAAUCAGAAAUAACAAUUUUUCGGGACCUAUGGCAGAAGAAGUUGGUCUACUCCAAAAUCUUCAAAUCUUAGACCUUAGAAACAAUCAAUUCAGUGGCAAUGUACCUCGGAGUCUUGCUAACCUUCCUAAUUUACACACGCUGUUGCUGGACAACAACAGAUUCACAGGAAUACCGGACGUAUUAUUGAACAAGUCGCGAUUGCUUAUCUCAUACACUAACAAUGACAACAUAAGAAUCAUCUACGCAACGUCUGCCACUGGUCUUUCUACUGGAGCAAAAAUCGGAAUUGUGAUUGGAGUGUUAGCUGCCUCUGUAAUCAUCGCGGUCUCGGCCACCAUACUCUACAACCGUAGACACAAAAAAUUCGAUGCAGGGCAGUUGUCCGCACAUGACAUGCCUGAGGCAGCCAAAAGUUUCUCUCUGAAGGAAAUAAAGGCUAUUACUCAAAAUCACAAGAGGGUGAUUGGAAAAGGAGGCUUUGGGCCUGUAUACUUUGGCAAAUUGGUAGACGGCAAGGAGGUAGCAGUCAAAGUUAGAGCAACUGAUUCUAAACAAGGAGCAGAAGAGUUCUUGAAUGAGGUCCGACUUUUGUCAAGAUUGCACCAUCGCAAUCUUGUAUCUUUGGUUGGUUACUGUCUAGAAUCACAUCAACAAAUUCUUCUCUACGACUACAUGUCCAAGGGCACUUUGUACGAUCAUCUUUAUCAAAGUUCUGAAUCAGAUAUCUCAAAUCCAGAUAACCCUAGUUCCUCGACAAAUGAGAUGUCACUACAUGAACCUCUCACUUGGAAAACAAGGCUGGAUAUUGCAAUCAAUGCAGCAAGAGGGCUCGAAUAUCUGCACAAGGAUUGCAACCCGCCAGUUAUACAUAGAGAUGUGAAGAGCUCCAAUAUUCUGCUAACUGAGAAGCUACUAGCAAAAGUUGGGGACUUGGGAAUCUCGAAACAGGCAGAUGAGCAGCACUCACGAGAAACUUUGAAUGACAGUGGAGUUUCCACUGUGAUCAAGGGCACUUUUGGUUAUCUGGAUCCUGAGUACUUCACCCGAAAUAGAUUGACCACCAAGAGUGACGUGUACAGCUUCGGCAUGGUGCUUUUGGAGAUUAUAACUGCCAAAAAGCCACAAACACAAAAGUUUGUUCACAGUUCUGCCAAGAACAUAAUUGAUUGGGUACAAGGUGCUUUGAGCAGUGAUCAGCUGGAGUCCGUUGUCGAUCCGAACCUCUUCAACGAGUACGAUCGAGAAAGUAUGAUCAUGGUGGUUGAGACGGCUUUGUUAUGCCUUCGUCCCAAGGGGACGAAGAGACCAGAAAUGGGAGACGUGGUUCGCGUGCUGACUAAAGCCUUACAAAUGGACUUAGGAUAUGUCGACAGCUCGUCAACAACUGACAGCCAUCGAAGAGUUUCCAAAACUGCUGAUCUGAUCGCCCCAUUGACGUCUUCAAGUAUUGUCAGCUCAUCCAGUAGGUCUUUUAGCUUGCAGUCUCUUCCUUCGUGGGAUACAGAUGCGAGAUAAGCUUAGGGAAGUGCUGUCUUGAUGAUGUUCGGUCCUUUAUAACAGCACAUCUGACACAGCCAUUUCUUUUCCUAUGUUCCAUUAUUAGAGAAGGGAUAGAUCUUACAAUGGAGAAAUUUUACAAGAAAGCUUCGGAAGAUGCCUUUCUUGGGGCACAAAUCAUGUCGCUGUAUAAUAGUGACAAGAAUGACAUGAGUGUGAUUGUCACAAUGGUACCAGUUUUUGAUGAAAGUUUUGUGAUGGUUU